Molecule: messenger RNA, 1645 nt
Organism: Sesamum indicum (sesame)
Lineage: Eukaryota; Viridiplantae; Streptophyta; Magnoliopsida; Lamiales; Pedaliaceae
Product: spermidine hydroxycinnamoyl transferase
Molecular function (GO): acyltransferase activity, transferring groups other than amino-acyl groups
Source: RefSeq, a predicted model, not a curated record
CAUCGCUUUUCUUUCUCUCUGUAUUUGUAUAUAUAGUGGCCUGCUUUCUUAGCUAUUCCUCAUUAUUCCACUCACGCCUUCUUUCCUCCAUUUCUACCUCUACUCUUCCACAAUAAUGGUGACUUUCAAGGCUACGCACAUCGUCCGCCCGGCGGAGCCGACCCCGGAUGAGAUUUUGUUCUUGAACGCCUGUGAUCAAAUCAAAGACAUUUCCCACACGCCAACUAUCUAUUUCUACAAGCACUCUGAAGCUUUGGACGCCGGAGAUGCUAUUCUCAGGCUGAAGGACUCGCUCAGCAAGGCCCUCGUCUUGUUUUACCCGCUGGCGGGGAGGUUGAACUGGGCGGCGGAAGGGGGCAGCAGGGUCGAGCUCCACUGUAAUGGAAAAGGGGUCCCGAUUUUCGAAGCUGAGUCGGAGUCGAAGGUGGAGGAUUUCGGCGAUUUCACCCCGACUCCGGCUAUCCAGGCCUUGAUUCCAUCGGUGGAUUACACCACUCCUAUUGAUGAGAUCCCUUUGGUUAUAGUUCAGCUGACGAGAUUCAGUUGCGGCGGAGUUAGCAUUGGUCUCGGGGUUUCCCAUGUCAUGGCUGACGGGCCAAGUGCUCUUCAUUUUGUGGACGAGUGGGCGAAAAUCUCGCGAGGUGCGGAGCCCAUUGUUCCGCCGUUUCUUGACCGAAAGGUGUUGGAAACAGAUAAGCCUUUGAGCUCGACUUUCGACCCGUCAGUUCUCCGCCCGCCGCCCACUCUGAUAGGCCAGGAAGACAACCUGGAGCAGAGGAAGAAGCCAAUCACCGUCGCGUUUCUCAAUCUCACCAAGCUGCAAAUCGAGAAGCUCCGAAACAAGGCCAACCUGGAUGUCGACAAAGAGACCAACAGCCGUGGGUAUAGCAGAUUCGAGGCGGUUGCAGCCCACAUCUGGCGGUGCACCAGCAAAGCACGUGGCCACAUCGCCGAGCAGCAAACCAGCCUCCACUUCGUCGCCGAUUUCCGGAACAAACUGAAGCCACCCCUGCCCAAAACCUUCUUCGGGAACGCCCUGAUUCGAGUGGAAGCCACGGAUAAAUCCGGGAGCCUCCUCUCAAACUCCAUCGGCACCGCUUCCAAGAAAAUCCGUGAAGCCGUGGAGAAAGUUACCGACGAUACCGUGAGAGCUUACCUAGACUUCCUCAAGGGCUUGCCGGAUGUGGGCCGAUUCAGGUCACUGGACAACAAUGGCCGGCCGAAGGGCGAUUUCUACGGGAACCCUAACUUGGCAAUCAUAAGCUGGACGGCGCUGCCGCUCUAUGGCGCAGAUUUCGGGUGGGGAAAAGAGAUCCAUAUGGGGCCAGGAUCCAUGGGUUUCGACGGGAAAACUUUCAUCAUUCCGAGCCACGACGGCGAUGGUUCCUUCAACAUUGCAAUAUGGCUGCAAGAAGAGCAUAUGGGCGCCUUCAAGAAAUGUUUCUACGAUGAUAUCUGAGCAACAAAUCAACUGUAAUUUCUAGGUACACGAGGAGGAUGACUGAUUCUGCUUCUGUUUUCUAUUUUUUUGUUUUCUUUAAAUUUCUUUCUUUUCAAUCCUCCCUUUUUGUGUAGAUCUGCUUAAGCUAAUUACUAUAAUGAAUCAUCUUUAUGAGAAAAACUUGUAUUUAUUGGUUGUUUGGUA